Colletotrichum truncatum is the source of this 1029-nucleotide messenger RNA. Its product is annotated as alpha beta hydrolase fold-3 domain protein. Gene Ontology annotation, molecular function: triacylglycerol lipase activity; sterol ester esterase activity. Gene Ontology annotation, biological process: triglyceride catabolic process. Lineage: Eukaryota; Fungi; Ascomycota; Sordariomycetes; Glomerellales; Glomerellaceae. The record is from RefSeq and is a predicted model, not a curated record. Gene Ontology annotation, cellular component: cytosol.
AUGACCUUACUCGACCUUACGAAGAAAGAUACUGUGGCGAAGCCCAGUAUUCCUGAAGUUGGUACGAGGACCACUUUGGAUCCUAGUAUCUCCAGCUUCCUCAGCGAGAACCCCAAUCUUCGUCUCGGUGGUAGGGAAGGCUUCACGUCAGAGCGUGCUGAGCACCUCAAAGUCUUCGGCUUCCACGCUCUCGAGGAGUCUCUUCGCGCACCAAUUGAGCAUGUCGAGUACAACGUGGUCCGCGGCCCCUACGGCACUAUUCCCAUUCGCAUCUUCUACCCGUAUUCCGGAAGGCAAUCCCGCGACCACGGUAACUCCCCCGCCCUUGUGUACAUGCAUGGCGGUGGAUAUACCGUGGGUUCCGUUGAUGAGUUCGAAAACGGAUUGAGGCUCAUCGCUGAGGAAAGCGGAGCCGUCGUUAUCGGCGUCGAGUACCGUCUCGCUCCCGAGUGGAGUUACCCCGUCCAGUUGGACGAGUAUGAUGCCGUCGUUGACUGGCUGCAUGGCGGCGAGGCAAGGAACAGAGGUAUCAACCCUGACAGAGUCUGCGGUGGAGGAGAUUCGGCCGGAGGAAACAUGACCGCGGCCUUGACUCUCCGAAGAAAAGAUCAGGAAAAGAAGCCCCUCAAGGCUUGCUUUCUGCUGUACCCCGAAGCCAGACUUCCCUUUGACACCAAGGCCGUUGUUGAGAACAACUCUGGCCUCUACCUAGAGUCCAACGGCAUCUUCGGGUUUGCUGCUCACUACGCAACAAGGGGAGUACCGCCAAGCCACCGAUACAUCUCUCCUGGCAUGCAAAAGACGGAAUACCUGACAGAUCUCCCGCCUACCGCCAUUUUCACCUGCGGCUUUGAUCCUCUCCGGGAUGUGGGCGUCGAGUUCGCGCACAAGCUGGAAGAAGCCGAAAAUACCGUCUCCUGGCGACACUUUGACACGCUCACCCAUGGUUUCCUGCAAAUGGCACCCUGGAGCGAGGAAGCCAUGAAGGCUACUAAGCUGGCCGCUUCCGAGUUGAAAAAGAUUGCAUAG